CAUAUAGAAUGCCAGUCAGUUAAAAACAUAGCCGACGGUAACAGCGAGUCCGUUCCGCGAGACUCGGCAACCUCUAGGGGGCGCGUUCAAAUCGACAAAUGCACAACAUGUUCAAACACACACAAAUACACAACGAAACCGUCUUACAUUAACCGACCACCCCCAGUGCGUUUCAUUUUUCAUGUUCAAAGUGGAGCGAAACAUGAACAGGUGAAAAACAAACGCGUGUGUUGAGACUGAUGACUGAUCGUUUAGGUUAUCUUCUGUUAAUUUAAUCUUUAUUCAUCCCUCUGUGAUAUUUAUCGAGUCUUUUUCAUUCGGAUAUUUAUUCAACAAUGCAGAACACAAUGAGAGCGAACCGCCCGAUACGUGUUGCCCUGACAUCGCUCCACCUUUUGUUUAUCUUCGUCCUUCUGAUCUGCUCACAUUUCACUGUCAAGGCUGCCAACAUACCUGCACCAACAAGCGCACCGGAAGUAGCGUCGGAUGUACGUGUUGAGUGCAACAGCGACGACAUCGUUGUUAGAAUCAAUACAAGAUCAGGACGAUUCAAUGGAAUGGUUUAUCCUAGAGGUUUAUCGAAGAACAGUUCUUGCAUGGGAGAGUGGGUCCAGAGACCGGCACCCAUCAAGUACAACCUACCUUUGAGAGGAUGCAACACGAUGAGUACGGAAUUGGAUGAUGGCGGCAUUGAAUACUUUAAUACCAUCGUCGUCCAACCCCAUCUCAAACUCGUCACCAAUCAAGGGAGAGGCUUCCACAUUAGGUGCCGUUACAAUACCAGGAAUAACACCAUCACGAACGAUUCUCUGAAGGUCGAUUUAAUGGCCGCCGAUCCCAUAACGGCAUUGGCACCCAUGCCCGGCUGCAGCAUGAAGAUAUUUUCGGGAGACCCAACCGAAAAGGAAGUGGCCGAAAAUGUUAAAAUUGGCGACCCUCUAACACUCGUCAUCACUCUGGACGAGCAAGACACGUUCGGCAUUCGCGUUACCGACUGUUUGGUCAGGGACGGACUGGGUUGGGGCGAACAGAAACUGAUCAACGACGAAGGCUGCCCUUUGGAUGCGGAGAUUAUGGGCAGAUUUCAAUAUUCCGACGAUAAAACGAAAGCCUCUGUGCACUUCCAGGCGCACAAGUUCCCGUACACUGCCUCUGUGUACUACCAAUGUAAUGUGAAGCUGUGCGUGAAGGCCGAUGGCGGAUGCGAAAUUUCGCCACCAAACUGCGGCGGCAACAGGUUGCGUAGGCAGGCCAGCGGCGGUGCCAGCCCGGCGGACCCCAGCGAAGGAACCCCAGCUACCAUCGAAGUGUACAGCGGCCUUUAUGUCAACGAGGCCAACGAACUCGCCAAAGCCAGCUUGGAGGAGGGUUCCGUCUUCAGCGAGAAGACUCCGGACGACGCCAUCUGCAUAUCUCAACGAAGUUUUGCCAUUGGUAUUUGCAUAGCGGGUCUCAUUUUGAUGCUGUGCGUCAUUGCGGCCAUUGUCUGUCUUUUGGCGAGAAGAAGAUCGAAGAAAAUUCCAUCGAACCCCGGCAGCUCCAUCUACAGCGGUCCCUACACCAACACUGCCUAUAGUCAUAGUAGCUAAAAAAGAAACGAACAGAUCUAAACUGCCAUUUUGGUCCGUAAAAGGUUAUAGAAUAGGUGCCAUUCAAGGCUCAGUGCUCAUAUAGUUAUAACGAAAUCUUCUUUAUUUACAAUGGUGUUCAAGAUGGAAUCUUUAACUGCCAUUUACUUUUUUUUUACUUGCCUUCAACACUCUUUUAUAGACUUUAUAGGAAUACCUCGAGUUCCGCUAAUUGUAAGAUGUAAUGAGCCUGAGGAACUGAAACCUUCCUUGGCUCUGCUAUAGUCGUGAUAAUUUUUAACAGGGGUUGGUGGAGGGACUAUUUAUAUAAACGUUGCGUCAGAUUACAAGUACCGCUCGUGCUUCUAAUCUGAAGACUUAAUAACUUCUGGUCCUGAAUCACAGCAACAUUAUCAUGUUAAAUCUUUGUACAUAUAACAUAAUGCUGCCCUGGUUCUCGAUCUCCUAGCUCUAAAAACGUAAAAAAAAACGAAAUAUUAAUAGAAAGGUGCUUUAAUAAACUUUUAACUAUCUGUAAUUUAACAGUUAAAUAAAUACAAAACAAUAAAA
Messenger RNA from Zophobas morio, 2138 nucleotides. RefSeq names its product piopio (gene pio). Bases 336 to 1589 code for a protein of 417 amino acids. The transcript is spliced from 8 exons. The record is from RefSeq and is a predicted model, not a curated record. NCBI's taxonomy places the organism in Eukaryota, Metazoa, Arthropoda, Insecta, Coleoptera, Tenebrionidae.